Cornus florida is the source of this 816-nucleotide messenger RNA. Its product is annotated as auxin-responsive protein SAUR78. NCBI's taxonomy places the organism in Eukaryota, Viridiplantae, Streptophyta, Magnoliopsida, Cornales, Cornaceae. The coding region runs from base 37 to 483 and encodes 148 amino acids. The record is from RefSeq and is a predicted model, not a curated record. Gene Ontology annotation, biological process: response to auxin. The transcript has a single exon.
CUAUCCAUGUGAGAGUAUAUAUCAAGUCACCUAUAUAUGUCACCCUCCUCUGUGAAAUCCUUGUAUCUCUCUCUCUCUCUCUCUCGAGUGUGUGUGUGCGUGCGUUGGAAGAUGAAGAAGAUCAAUUUGAUGCUAAGGAAGUGCAAGACCUUGUCAAGGCAACUGGGUAGGUCUUCAUCAUAUAGUAGUCUAAGGUCCAAAUCUACUAGGGAGGAAAUAUGGGGUGGUGAUCUGCAAGAUGGUGAACAUUGUGAAACGAUAUUCGUCGGGAGCUCAAGAAAGCGAUACGUGAUCAGUUCAAAGUACUUGAAUCAUCCUCUGCUUAAUGCUCUCAUCCAAAGAUCGAAACAGAAGUUUGGGGAGGAUAUCUCUGUCAAGUGUGAGGUAGUGCUCUUCGACCACCUCUUGUGGAUGCUCGAAAACGCUGAUCUGAACCUCACCGCAGAUUCUUUGGAAGAACUGGCUGAGCUCUAUGUGUUCUAAAACUCCAAGAGAUCCAGCAUCUUAUUCUUAUAUAUAUAUAGUCAUGUUAGCCAGGCUGUGACUGCAGGCUCAAAAGUUGAGAGGUGUUCUCAGUCUGUUUGAAUGCAUUUUGGUUUCAUUCUAUUGAAUGGUAAUUUGUUUCUCCAACUCAAUGGGGGUUUGAAGGAUCAACAAUUUGGUAAAAACCAUGUACUGGUCUUUUAAUAUACCCUUAUAUAUUCUUGUGAUCUUGUUUACUAUAUAAUGAGUUUUGAUCUUGUUUACUAUCAAUUUAAAACAAAUCAUAUACUACAUACAUAAGAUUGAGGCGAGUCUCAGUAAUUUUUUUGAACC